AAAGUGUUUUUAUAUCUGUGCGGGAACGGAUGAUUGUGUGUGCUUACGAGAAAAAAUACGAAAAAAUAAAGAAAAUUCUUAUUUUACAAUACAUAUAUAUUUAUGUAUAUAUAUAUAAAAAGUUUCCAUUAUACAUUUAAAAAUUAUUUAUUUUAAAAAAAUAUAAAAAAGAACGAAAAAAAUAAAAGAAGUGAUUGCAAAAUUAGAAUGGAAGCAGCUAUAAGUGAUGAAAUAUUUUAUCAACAAAAUCAUAAUAAUAAAUUAUUAACCAAUGAAACAAUAACAAGUGACUAUGACUCCUCCGCCUAUAAUACAAGCACAAAUCUAUCAACGUCUUCCUUAUCAAAUUGUUCUUCCAUAUCUUCGCCGUCGUCGUCAUUUACUAAAUCCCCUACACUGGAAAAAAUGAAAACAAUGUCAGCAGCAGAGGGCUACACACAAUUGGAGCACGAUGACACAACAAUGCUAAAUGAUUACUUUCAUACAGCACAGGUGCCGUCAACGCUGCAGCUACAGCAGCAGUUGUUGCCACAAACACAGCAACAAAUAAAUCAACAGGUGCUGCAACAAUUAGGUUUUAAUUUGUACGACGAUAAUUUAGAUCUUAAUUAUGCCACCAACAUCACUACUACAGAAAAUAUCACAGAAAACUCUUUAAAUAGUAAUAAUUUAUCUACUCUCUAUGGCACUACUACACCUACUUCACCCUCCUUACUUAACGUUAGUAAUAGUAACGAUGAGAUAAAUAGUAAUUUUUCCCAUAAACUGUUGGGCCUAACAACGAACGAUACAAAUUUAUAUAUUGAUGAUGAUUUCAUUUUAAACUAUUUAAAUCCUGCAAACGACAUGUCACCAACAACAGCAACUAAUGCCAACAGUUUGUAUAACAUGGACAGCAACCACCAACAACAGAAUCAUAACCCACUAUUAUCACCUUCAUCUUUAUUACAUACUAGCACACAUUUAGAUUCACCCUCAUCUAUACUAAACACAAACACCAAUACAUCAUCUUCAUGCAUAAACUCACCAGCCUCGGACUUAAAUUAUAUGGAAUUACAAGGAUCUGCUACGUCGUCAUCAUCUUCAUCCUCCAAUACACCUUGUUCGUUAAUUGGCAUUAGUAAUGAUAGUAGUAUCAAUUCAUUUAAUGAUUUCUCAACGGGAGAAAAUGGUAUUUGUUUUAAAUUUGAAUAUGCUUUUGAAAAUCAAAAGUUAGUACAAGUACAACCUCCACCAACAGAAACAUCAAUACUUUCUCUGCCUUCGAUUGCCACCACUGCCACCAGUAAUAGUAGUACAAGUGGUGGUGGUGAUGUUAUAUCUAUGACAGAACCCAUUUCUAUAAUGACUUCAUCGUAUGAUUCUACCGAUGGUGGAGGAGGAAGAGUAGAUCUUUCACCAUCAUCAUUAAUACCGGCGUCUUAUGUUAUAUCCCCCUCCCAAACGUCGUCAAAGCAUAAUAUGGUCAAUAUAUCGAAUGAAAGUUAUAUGGAAGUAAAUAAUGAGCCUGAUGAACUUUCAUUAUGUAUACGACCUGGUGCCUUACACAAACAGAAAGGAGAGCCAACUUAUGCAACAGUUUCUUUCGAGAGUUCGGAUGAAUCACUAUCACGUUACAAGUGCAACUAUGAGAAUUGCAAUCGCAGUUACAGCACAAUUGGUAAUUUGAGAACACAUUUAAAAACUCACAAGGGUGAAUAUCGCUUCAAAUGCCCCGAAGAGGGAUGUGGCAAAGCAUUUUUAACUUCCUACAGUUUGAAGAUCCACAUACGUGUGCACACAAAAGUUAAACCCUAUGAAUGUGAUGUCGGAGGCUGUGAAAAAGCCUUUAAUACACGCUAUAGACUCCAUGCCCAUUUACGCCUGCACAAUGGCCAAACGUUUAACUGUGACCAGUGUAAGAAAUGUUUUACUACUCUUAGCGAUUUAAAGAAACACAUGCGCACCCAUACCCAAGAGAGACCCUACAAAUGUCCCGAAGAUACAUGUGGCAAAGCAUUUACUGCCUCGCAUCAUCUUAAGACACACAUACGCACCCACACCGGAGAACGUCCUUAUCCAUGCGAAGAGACCAGUUGUCAAAAAUCCUUCAGUACUUCACACAGUUUGAAGUCACACAAGAAAACCCAUCAGAAACAGACUCAGAAUCGACCACCGAGGGAACGUAAAACCAAAAAUAAAAAUCGUAAAAAUGAAAAUUCUAAUAAUAACGACAGUGCUGGGGAACAGGAUUUGAAAUUGGUAAAACAAGAAAUGGAUAAAAUUUCCUCAUACACGGAAGAAACUAACUCCACCUUUAAUGGCAGUGAAUUUGAAGGCAGCGGAGUCAAUGAUGAAUUGAAAGCACAACAGUCUUCCACAGCAUUUGUUAAAUCGGAAGCAGUGGAAUGUAAUAUCAAUGAUAUGUAUAACGUGCAGGUGCCAGAAAUUAAAUCUUCACAGUAUACAGCUCUAGCACCCAAAAUUGAAAGUAUGCCCAUGCCAGAAACUUCACAAGCUUUUCAGGUGGCCUAUGCAGCCGAGGAGGAGAUACCAACACCUUGGAUUGAUGCGGGAGUCUUAGUGUCAAAACCUAUAUUGCCUAUGGCCCCGGUAACAUCGGCCUGUGUGGCCAUACCCACAGAAAUGCCCAGCUAUGUUAAUUUACAGCCCAAUUAUUCAAAUGCCAUGUCGAUUGUAAAUCCUCCCUACCAGGUGGCAACAGAAAAUGCCAAUCCCAACUUAGCCAUGGAAAUUGAUAACAAUGACAUGAUCAACAACAGUAUUAAUAACAGACAACAACAACAUAAUGCCUAUCAUCAAAUUCCUAAUGCCAGCAAUACUCUUGCACAAGAUGUUAUGCCGCUACAGGAGAACAUAGAGGAUUUGUUAAAGGGUACCGAUUACAGCAGUGAUGCUGAUAUGGAAACAGAAUCAUUACUUAAUGACAUUUUAAUGACCAUUGACAAUAACACCAGUCUAUUGCAGGAAACUCUACAACAGGCCGAUGAAGUGCCUACAGAUGGUUCGGGUCUUAUAGAAGUUGAUUUGCGUAAUAAUAAACCCACGCUAAAACAAAUAACAGCUGAAGCUGGCAUCUGCAGCUGUACCAAUUGUAAAUGUGAUAAAACCAAAAAUUGCCAAGGUGACUGCUCCACUGAGGCGCCUUGUGGUAAAAAGCAAACUAAUUUUAAAAGUGCCCCUAAAGGCGGCUGCUGUGGGCAUAAAAAUAAUGCUAAAAAACCUUUAAGUAAACGUGAAACGGAAAUGAAUCAAAAUAUUGAAGAUGUGGCCAUGUUAUUGCAAAAUCUAGCCUCCAUGGGUAGUGGCCGAAAAGGAGGUUGCUGUGGUGGUGGUGCUGGCAAUAAGGAAACUAACACAACUGAAAUGAAUACUAACAAAACCUCCUGUUGUUCAGGACCUACUAAUAAACCUAUGGCUACUUCAGCUUGUUGCUCUAUGCCCGAAACAAAACCAUCUUCUGGCUGCUGUUCACAGGAAAAAACUUUGCCACCCAAAACCAGCUCAUGUUGUUCUUCAGCAGACAGUAAAAUGAUGCCGCCGCCACCACCCUCAGUAACUAACAACACCAAGGCUCUUAAAAGUUCUUCUUGCACCUGCAAGAGUCCAUCGGAAGGCGUCGCUAAUGGCUGUUGUGUGGUUAUCUGCAUUAAAACUUUACAGGCUUUGCGUAAAGUUUUAACACGCAAAAAUUUAAAUCUUAUGCUUUGUCCUCAAAAUCAAACGAAUCAACAAAGUAAUUAAGAAAACAAAAUUAUUGUUUUGAAAUUGUACUUCUUUUAAAAAGAUAUUUUGUUUUUCGUUUUUUUUUUUUUUUAAUUCAGAGAUCUUUAACAAUUGUUAAAUUUUGUCUUUUUAUAAUAUAUUUUUUGUUGCUUAAUUAACAUAUAGUUUAUAGUUGAAAAACAAUACUUUGUUAGCUACAUGCCAAAAACGGAAAUUAUAUAUAAAUAUUAUUAUUGUUUCAUGCCAUAUUUUAUAUAGUAUAUAAAUUUAUAAAAAAAAAGAAGAAAAAAUAACAUUGUGCCUUAUUAUAUCAAAUUUUUUAUUAAAAUAAAAAUAACCUACAUACUUACUACAUGCAAGAAUA
Molecule: messenger RNA, 4090 nt
Organism: Lucilia sericata (common green bottle fly)
Lineage: Eukaryota; Metazoa; Arthropoda; Insecta; Diptera; Calliphoridae
Gene: MTF-1
Exons: 5
Coding region: 208-3744 (1178 amino acids)
Biological process (GO): central nervous system development; regulation of transcription by RNA polymerase II
Cellular component (GO): nucleus
Molecular function (GO): RNA polymerase II cis-regulatory region sequence-specific DNA binding; DNA-binding transcription factor activity, RNA polymerase II-specific
Source: RefSeq, a predicted model, not a curated record